AUGACAGAAUUGAAGAAUGUUGCAUUGGUCUUUGGGACCAGCGGUAUCUCUGGUUGGGCUGUCGCCAAAUGUGCUCUCUUUUACCCCACGCCCACCACCUUUGAUAGAGUGAUCGGCCUGACGAAUAGGCCGCUGCCUCUGGAGAGAAGUGGCUUACCGCAUGACCCUCGACUGGAACUAUAUUAUGAGAAGGUUCCCAACCUAGAAGAUGUGACUCACGUGUAUUAUCUUGCCUACUCCAAUGCAACUGCAUACUCCAUGAAUGUGAUGGCUAUCCGGGAUAUCAAUGAGAGAAUGACCUAUAAUGUGGUGCACGCUGUGGACCGGCUGUGCAAGAAUAUGAAAUUUUUCGUGCUUCAAUCUGGAACAAACGGAGACGAGAUAUUCUACUAUGUGCAGGUUGACCUGAUCAAGGAAGCCAAUAAAGGAAAAUCUUGGAAAUGGUGCGAGGUUCCACCGGAUCAAAUCGUCGAAGCAUUCAACACGGCCGACAACGCCACCCCCGAAUCCUGGGCUGUCAUAUGGCCCAAGAUGUGCGAAUACUUUGGUCUGAAUGCGGAAGGUGCAAGUCCCGAGGACAAGGGCUGGAAGUACAUCGACAAGUGGUGGUUCGCACACCAGAACGAUUAUAAGAAGAUGUGCGAAGAGUAUGGUCUGUGCCCUCGCGAGGUUUUUGAGGCGACUUGGAUUUUCCUUUCAGCAGGCUUCGGCUUUCUGGGUCGCAAUUGCGAGCUGAGCUUGGAUAAGAUCCGGAGUAUUGGUUUUACGGAGGAGUACCCGAUUGCGUAUGGGUAUGUCCAGGUGUUUGAUCACCUGGCUCAGGAGAACAUUAUUCCCAGCAAGGAGGCUUGGACUAAAUGUAUUACGCAAAAUAGGUUAGAAUAUACACGGCCAUAG
This is a messenger RNA of Penicillium hordei, 897 nucleotides long. RefSeq lists its product as uncharacterized. The record is from RefSeq and is a predicted model, not a curated record. The coding region runs from base 1 to 897 and encodes 298 amino acids. NCBI's taxonomy places the organism in Eukaryota, Fungi, Ascomycota, Eurotiomycetes, Eurotiales, Aspergillaceae. The transcript has 5 exons.